AUGAAUGAAGAAGAUCUUUUAAAAAGAUCGGCCGAAGAGCGAGAAAAAAUAUUCAAAAGAUAUGAACAGGGUAGGGAAGGAGCCGAAAUUGAUCCAUGGGAAGAUCCCGGUUUCGAAGUAUACCACACAACUGAUAGGUAUGGAUUCAUACACGAUAAGAGGCUGCCAUCCAAAGUGGACCCGCAGGAAGCUAAAAGGCUUCAGAUCGAAGUAGAACGCCAAAAGAAAUGGUUAAAAAUGCUCAAAAAUUGGGAUAGCGCUACGAGCAAAGAAAAAUUACAUUCUAGAGUUUACAAAGGUAUACCAAAUUCCCUUAGAACCGAAGCUUGGUGUAAAUUAUUAGAGGUAGAUAAAUUAAAAAAACAGAAUAAAGGUAAAUAUGUCGAAAUGAUGAAAUUAGCUAGAAAACACUCGACCGACGCCCGACAAAUCGAUUCGGAUGUUAAUAGACAAUUUAGGGAACAUCUACAUUACCGCGAACGUUACAGCAUCAAACAACAAUCUCUAUUUAAUGUUUUAACAGCCUACGCUAUGUAUAAUUCCGAAGUGGGGUAUUGUCAAGGUAUGUCCGGAUUAGCUGGUGUUUUAUUGAUGUACAUGGACGAAGAAGACGCUUUUUGGGCCGUUCACAUAUUGUUAACUAAUCCUAAAUAUGCAAUGCAUGGUUUGUACAAGGAAGGUUUCCCAAAAUUAACUAGGUUUUUAGCUCAUCACGAUAAGAUAUUAAGUAAAUUAUUACCUAAGGUUAAAAAACAUUUCGAUAAACACGGCUUAGACGCAAUAUUAUACUCCUUGAAAUGGUUUUUUGUUUGUUUCAUUGAACGAGUACCGUUCAAUUUAUGUCUUCGAAUAUGGGAUAUUUAUCUAUUAGAUGGGGAGAAAGUGAUAACUGCGAUGGCUUAUACUAUACUCAAAUUACAUAAGAGACAAUUAUUGAAACUCUCAGAUAUGGAUUCCAUAGUAAAUUAUAUACAGGUGAAAAUUUACAAGGAUUUUCAAUACGACGAAGAUUCAGUUAUCAGACAUUUGGAAUCGUCCAUGGAGGAAUUGAAGAGGUACAAAUUGGACGUACCCGGUCCGCCUACUAAAGAAGAACUACCAGUAGGUCCGUUUGGGGUAUUUAAAGAAUCUACUUUUGAAGAAAUAGUCGGUAUAAGGAAGGAACAAUUUACUGAUAAAGAAAAACAAAUGAACGAGAUCGUUUUGUUGACCAGCGAAGCAGCCAAAGAAGCCGUUGAUAAAGAUAUGGAUUGUCAGAUGUCGGUUGCCGAUUCUGUUGGUUUUACAGGUUCGAAAUUUUCCUUCGAUCCGAGCAUGGACGACGCCAGUUCGCUAUUAGAUUGCGAACAUACCGGCUCGCGACGAUCGUUAGCCGAUACGAGCGUAACGUCCACCGCCGAUUUAUCGGUGUUUUCGACCAUAACUCGAUCGCAAGCGCACGAAAACAGCUUGGAUACGCAUAGCAACAUGUCGGAUAAUUCGGUUGGUGGAGCUAGUUCGAUCGGUUCGGGUAUAGGAGCGACGAGUAGUCUGCAGAGGGCCGUAUCGAGUCAUUCGACGCCUAGAGCUACGCCGAAGAAUCCGUCGCCGGACGUUUUGAGGAUUUACGUACCGUACACGCCGUUGGAUACGCCGAUUGCGAGUCCGCACAACGGCGAUUUGAUCAGGGGGGCGUGUACGUUUUUGGACGCCAAUAAAAUUCGAAUUAAAAUCGAUAACGACGAAUUGGCGACGCCGUUAGUCGAACACGGUCAAAUUAAGAAUUUUCGUAUUGAUAGUCCGGUUGAUUUGAAAUAAAAAUAAAUAUAUUUAUUUAUAUACAUAUAAAUGGUGAGUGAUUCUAUUAUUUUUUUUUUAUAAUUUUUGUUUAUAUUUUCGAAAUUAUUUAAAUUAAAAUAUUUUUUUGACGAUUAAAAUUCAAACAAAAAAAUCUCUCGAUUUUUUUGCUAUUUUUCCGAUUUUUUAUUAUCAAAAAUUCGGUUUUUUCCGAUUAUUUUAAAUCAGUUUUUCACCAAUUUUUUUUUCAAAAUAUUUUCGAAUUAUUUCUCAAUAAUUUAAAAAAAAAACGUUUUUUUAUUAGUAAUUUUCUAAUAAAAUUUUUUGAUCAUUGAAAGUAUAGAAAAAUAAUGAUUAAAUUCAUUUUUCUCAACAUUUUUGCUAUUUUUUUCGAUUUUUUAUUAUCAAAAAUUCGUUUUUUUUUUUCGAUUUUCUUGGAUCAGUUUUUCACCAAUUUUUUUAUUUUUUUCCGAUUUUUCUUUAUCAAAAAUUAGAGUUGAACAAUUUUUUUUCAAAAUUUAUUCGAACAAUUUCUCAUUAAUUGAAAAAACGUUUUUUUAUUAGUAAUUUUCUAAUAAAAUUUUUUGAUCAUUGAAAGUAUAGAAAAAUAAUGAUUAAAUUCAUUUUUCUCAACAUUUUUGCUAUUUUUCCCGAUUUUUUAUUAUCAAAAAUUCGUUUUUUUUUUUCGAUUUUCUUGGAUCAGUUUUUCACCAAUUUUUUUAUUUUUUUCCGAUUUUUCUUUAUCAAAAAUUAGAGUUGAACAAUUUUUUUUCAAAAUUUAUUCGAACAAUUUCUCAUUAAUUGAAAAAACGUUUUUUUAUUAGUAAUUUUCUAAUAAAAUUUUUUGAUCAUUGAAAGUAUAGAAAAAUAAUGAUUAAAUUCAUUUUUCUCAACAUUUUUGCUAUUUUUUUCGAUUUUUUAUUAUCAAAAAUUCGUUUUUUUUUCCGAUUUUCUUGGAUCAGUUUUUCACCAAUUUUUUUAUUUUUUUCCGAUUUUUCUUUAUCAAAAAUUAGAGUUGAACAAUUUUUUUUCAAAAUUUAUUCGAAC
Messenger RNA from Diorhabda sublineata, 2823 nucleotides. Its product is annotated as USP6 N-terminal-like protein. The record is from RefSeq and is a predicted model, not a curated record. Lineage: Eukaryota; Metazoa; Arthropoda; Insecta; Coleoptera; Chrysomelidae. The transcript has 6 exons. Bases 1 to 1797 code for a protein of 598 amino acids.